AUGAGGUUCCGAAGAGUGAGAGGCAAUGUGGUUCAGGCCGGCGAUGGCAAUGACGACGGAUCAGUGACACAGACGAGCGGCGUCGCUACUAUCCUUCGUCGAGUACUUGAGGAGAAUCCUCCCGACGCUGCCGACGCUGACAAACGUAAUCUACCAUUCCAGCCUCGCUCAUACCGCGACUUCAUGCUUUUCGAACGUCACUACUAUGGCGCCGCAGUGGGCAUGACAAGCCUCUACUCUCCGCUGGCGAAUAAACUAGGCAACCUGUUUUCUACGAUCACCGGAGCUGAUUUCCCCUUCUUCAAGCCUCAUGCUCUCUGGUAUAAGCAGCCUAUCUUCUAUCAAUCCAAUCACUUGGCAUUUUAUUCAGACGGCGCUUCCAUCACAUACCCAAGCUACUGUGAAUACCUAGAUGUUGAACUGGAGCUUGGAAUCCUUCUUGGCAAACCCCUCUACAACGCGUCGCCUAAAGAGGCAACAUCUGCCAUUGCCGGCUUCUGCGUUUUCAAUGAUUUCUCUGUCCGGAACGUACAAAUGGCAGAGAUGUCGAGCGGGUUCGGUCCACAACACAGCAAGGCAUUCGCCAACAGUAUCUCGUCGACUGUCGUUUCGGCUGAUGAUGUCCUGCCUCACAUUGAUCACCUCUCCGGUCGCAUCAUCGUUAAUGAUGUAGUCGUGAAGGAACCCAAGAUUGAUAAAUGGCAGUUCUCGGUAGGACAGGCUCUAUCGCACGUAUCGAAAAGUACUCGUUUGUAUCCAGGUGAGUUCUUUGGAAAUACGGCAUUCCAGGUACGACCAGGUGAUGUGGUUAAGCUAGAAAUUGACGGUAUUGGGUCCGUGACAAACACAAUUGUACCAGAAUCAUGA
Molecule: messenger RNA, 867 nt
Organism: Xylaria bambusicola
Lineage: Eukaryota; Fungi; Ascomycota; Sordariomycetes; Xylariales; Xylariaceae
Product: FAA hydrolase
Exons: 4
Coding region: 1-867 (288 amino acids)
Molecular function (GO): catalytic activity
Source: RefSeq, a predicted model, not a curated record